Molecule: messenger RNA, 1550 nt
Organism: Trichechus manatus latirostris (Florida manatee)
Lineage: Eukaryota; Metazoa; Chordata; Mammalia; Sirenia; Trichechidae
Gene: WDR73
Product: WD repeat domain 73
Exons: 8
Coding region: 1-1119 (372 amino acids)
Biological process (GO): cytoplasmic microtubule organization
Cellular component (GO): spindle pole; cytosol
Molecular function (GO): protein binding
Source: RefSeq, a predicted model, not a curated record
AUGGAGGCCAGCGAGGACUGGCUCGUGAAGUCCCUGCGCUUGUACGGGGAUUUCCAUGCAUUUGACCUCUCAGGAGCCACUCGAGUCCUUGAAUGGAUUGAUGACAAAGGAGUCUUUGUUGCUGGCUAUGAAAGCCUGAAAAAAAAUGAGAUUCUUCAUCUGAUAUUACCUCUCAGACUUUCUGUGAAGGAGAACCAGGGCUUGUUCCCAGAAAGAGAUUUCAAGGUGUGCCAUGGAGGAUUUUCAGACAAACCUGUCUUUGAUCUAAAGCAUGUGCCAGAGACCAGGUUGCUGGUUACCAGUGGCCGUCCAGGUUGUUCCCUGCAGGUAUGGCAGAUCGCAGAGGACAGUGAUGUCAUUAAAGCUGUCAGUACCAUUGCUGUGCAUGAGGAGGAGGGGAGCCUCUGGCCGAGGAUGGCUGUCUUCUUUUCAGUGGCUCCUGAAGUCCUCCACGGGACAAGGCUCAGCAGUCUGAGAAUUACAGACCUAGAAUCCCAGAAGACCACGUACACCUCAGGUGUUGGUGACAGUGAGGUGCUGAGUAGCCUGCAGGUCCUAGGUGCAGACACCUUUGCCUUCUGCUGUACCUCAGGCCGGCUGGGCCUUGUUGACAUCCGCCAGAAGUGGGCACCAUCUGAGAACCUUGGCUCCGGCCCCAGGUCUGGUGGAGGGAGGUGGUGUGCAGAAGUCAGGGGCAUGGGCCAGUACCCUGGGCCCAGCAUUGCCAGCCUUGGCUCAAAUGGGCAGCUCUGUCUCCUCGACCCCCGGGAUCUCUGCCACCCUGUGAGCUCAGUCCAGUGCCCAGUGUCCACACCUAGCCCUGACUCAGAGCUGCUGCGAGUGACAUGGGCCCCCAUCCUGGACAACUGCUUAGCCAUUUCAGGUUUUGAUGGAACAGUCCAGAUCUAUGAUGUCACGUCUUGGAGUGGAGUGGGGAGCCAAGUAGAACCUCUCUUCACUCACAGAGGUCACAUCUUCCUAGAUGCAAAUGAGCUGGACACUGCUCCACUGGUCACUACCCACACCUGGCACCCCUGCAAACCAAGGACUUUGCUGUCAGCAGCAAAUGAUGCCUCUCUGCAUGUGUGGGACUGGGUGGACCUCCGUGCCUCCUGCUAAGACCAGCAUCUUUGCCCAGGCUCCUAGGAAGAUAAGGAGCUGCUGUAGUGGCAAGGGUACCAAUUCAGGACUCAGUGACCAGAUGUCCCUGUUACCAGCUGUGUGGCCUUGAGCAAGUCACCCAGCCUCUCUGAGCCCCCGUUUCCUUACCUGUAAAACGAGGAUAGUAAUAACUACCUUGUAGGUUGUUGGGAGGGUUAGAAAUAAUGUAUUAAAAAAUACCUGGCAGAAAGCUGGAUGUUCAGUUACAGGUGAUUUAAUUUCUAUUUGUGGGAAUUUUGAAACAGAAAUCAUUGUCUUAUCUGGUUAGCCCUUGACUAACUCAACAGCAUAUCUUCAGGAAAAUACCUUGUUUGUAGUGCUAUAUCCCAAUACUGGUUAGUUUCACUCUUGAAAUGAUUUAUUUCACAUAAUUUUUAUGAAUGUUAUGA